AACACUAAACCAUACAACAAAAAACAUGAAGAUCCUCUCACUUUCACUUCUCUUGCUCUUGGCCGCUACGGUCUCCCACGUCCGGUCUUCAGCAUCCGUUCCAGGGCUCAUCGAGCUCCUUAAGUCGGACAACAUCUUGGCGAACGAAGCCGAGAUCUUAGAGAAAGAGCAGCUUUCCAUCAGCUACCCCAACUGCAGAAGCUGGCAGCUUGGUGUUGAGACCUCUAACAUCAGAGACUUCGACACGGUCCCCGCAAACUGCAAAGACUACGUUAAAGACUACUUAACCACUUCCAAACAGUACCAAUACGACUCCAAAACUGUGUGCAAAGAGGCUUACUUCUACGCCAAGGGACUUGCCCUAAAGAACGACACUGUCAAUGUUUGGAUCUUUGACCUAGACGACACCCUCCUCUCUAGUCUUCCCUACUACGCUCAACAUGGAUACGGGACUGAGAAUCUAGAUGCGGGGGCGUACUGGACGUGGAUAGGCACCGGAGCAUCAACACCGGGACUCCCGGAGACGUUGCAUCUUUACCAAAACAUCUUAGAACUCGGGAUUGAACCAAUCAUCCUCAGUGACCGAUGGAGGAUGUGGUCAAACGUCACUGUCGAGAAUCUCAAGGCUGCUGGUGUGAGCAACUGGAAGCAUCUCAUAUUCAAGCCAAACAACUCGAAGUUGAGGCAAGUGGUGUACAAGUCAAAGGUGAGGAAUAGCUUAAUGAAGAAAGGAUACAACAUUGUUGGCAAUAUUGGAGACCAAUGGGCUGAUUUGGUUGAGGACACCCCUGGGAGGACUUUCAAGCUACCUAACCCACUCUACUACGUACCUUCUUAAGCAUCUCUCUCUGCACCUACUUCGUAUCUAUGUGUCUUUUCGUUAAUCUUUGUAGCCGGCUUGGCGCUUGCCAUGCACUGGUAAAAUAAUAUGUCACCAUCCUAUCACAACUCAUGAAUAAAUUUUCGUUUUUUUUUUCUUUAUAA
Molecule: messenger RNA, 984 nt
Organism: Capsella rubella
Lineage: Eukaryota; Viridiplantae; Streptophyta; Magnoliopsida; Brassicales; Brassicaceae
Product: vegetative storage protein 2
Exons: 3
Coding region: 26-838 (270 amino acids)
Molecular function (GO): acid phosphatase activity
Source: RefSeq, a predicted model, not a curated record